AUGGAGCCAUUCACUUAUCUUAAAACCUAUCGAGUCCCUGUCUGCAAAAAAUGCGAAUUCGCCUGCGUAGCGAAUGAAGUACCUACUCAUUUACAAACACGACAUCGGGAUAUACCACCUGCAGAGCGACGACGAGUGGCACAAGUGAUUGGAAACAUAUCUGGUAUAAUCAAAGACCAGUCAGGACUAGAGGAUUUCCAGUUUCCUCCGCCUACCAUAAGUAGCGUCGCUUUCCUCGCUCCGCCGAAGCCGGAUGGACUCAAGUGCCGGAAAUGUCCUUAUAUUGUCAAGCAUGUAAAGAAGAUCAUGGCACAUUGUCACAGCUGCCAGCAUUGGAAUAACCCACAGCGCCGUGGAAGGCCCAGACAAGCUGAUAGUGAGUCGGAAGUUGAGCUUCCAUGGAUAGAGGGGGUUUUAUGUCAACGAUUUUUCCCAUCCAGGCGGGGGAGUAGAUGGUUUGAGGUUGGGCGCAAAACAGCCGCUCACGCUCGCAUGGGGAAGCAGGGCAAAACCGCUGUUGGUGAUUCUUCGGCACAGUCUCAACUGAACCCAGAGAUGCGAGCACAUCUACGGGAGGUUCUAGAAAGAGAGCAACAAUAUCUAGAUGCUAAGACACAGCCACGCUUCUACAGCAAAGCUCUUGGUGACGACUUUAUCUUCGAGCUUGACAGUCGACAAUCUUUGCGUAAUUGUGUCUAG
Fusarium oxysporum Fo47 is the source of this 699-nucleotide messenger RNA. RefSeq lists its product as uncharacterized. The record is from RefSeq and is a predicted model, not a curated record. Lineage: Eukaryota; Fungi; Ascomycota; Sordariomycetes; Hypocreales; Nectriaceae. The coding region runs from base 1 to 699 and encodes 232 amino acids. The transcript has a single exon.